UUUGGAGUCGAGGUUAAGCGGCUGCAUCACUAGAUAUCGUGAGAGUUUUCCACUGUGAAUCUUGCGCAUCAAACACAUUGCUUGAAUCUGUAGUGAAAGUACUGACCAACAGUGGAUAUGAAGAGUCGUAUGCUUGAAUCGCUUGUAAUCUACAAUUCACAUGAGGUCCCUGAUUAUGAAGCCUUAUAUUAAGGCACCAAUUGUUAUGACUGGGAUUCCCCUUUAUUCUCUCUUCCUCUGGCUGGUUGACCAACUGCAUCUGGUGCUGCUGUCCGCCGAUAUCUGCCUGCCCCUUCACUAUUUCCGGGCCCCAAUUGCCCUGUGCACACGGCAUCUCCAGAAUUUGGCCUCCGUUCUAGAAGGACUAACGUCCGCUAUCGAAGAUGCAGGUCAUCGCCCCGGCUCUAAAUACGUCAGGCUCCCAGCAAAUUUCCUUGUCUUUGCUGCUCCGUUGGGGGGAAAUGAGGAGGCGGAAGGAUUGCACGGACUGGCGCGUCACGAUCGAAAGACUUGUCCCUGUCGGUGGUGGGCCGGUAGCUCGUGAAAAGAUUCCCUUUGGCGUGGUUUUCUCAUAUGCUUUGAUGAAGAAUACAUCGCGCUGAGACCGAGGUAGCCGGUGCGCGUGGAUAUCGAUUAUGAAUUGCCAAAUAAUACGUAGAUGAUCGGGUCCUUCGCACUUUCGUCGAA
Molecule: messenger RNA, 687 nt
Organism: Eremomyces bilateralis CBS 781.70
Lineage: Eukaryota; Fungi; Ascomycota; Dothideomycetes; Eremomycetales; Eremomycetaceae
Exons: 1
Coding region: 161-544 (127 amino acids)
Source: RefSeq, a predicted model, not a curated record